UACGCGAAAAAAAGAAAUGCAAGCGGUGUCGUGUACGUACGCGUCAUGACGUAGAGGAUGUGAGUGGCUGGAGUAGCCGUCCGAUUGCUUUGAAGACAAUCCACUAAACCCCACGACGCAAUGUAAUCGACUGAAAGGUGGCAGAUAUUUUUGGACAAGGAUCCGUUCAAUCUCGCUACUGCUUCGAGUCAUUUGGGUGCACGUUGAAACCUGCUUUGUUAGCCUAGCUAGUUUAGCAGCUAAAAAAGGGAAACAACCCGCCUGGGAUAAACACGUAGCCGAGCAAGCAAACAUCAAGUCCCAAAAUGUCAGAUGUCAGUCAAGCGCAUCGUCCUGAACGCCUGAAGUCUGCUCGCAUGGAGGUAGCUGAAGAGUCGCCAUACAUCAAAAAGCUGGAGGAAGAAUUUGUCCACAUUAAAGAGGAGCAGGAGGAGUACUUCAUUAGACUGCAGAACCCCCACAUUGAGGAGCAGCAGCAACCUCAACCCCUCAAAAAGGAGGAGGAGGACCCUCCAUAUGUUAAAGUUGAGGUGGUGGACAUCCCCAAGUGGACUAGUAAGCCCUUGAAGGGAGACGAUGGAGGUCCGAGUGAAGCCAGCAGAGGGACGGAGCCUCCGAAUGGCAGCAACAGCAGUUCAAAAGAAGGAUCCGAAGCAGACAACCUCAUCGCUGGACCAUCAGAGAGUGACGACUUCACAUCACACUCGCUGUUCUGUUUCAGAAGAUAUCUUGGUGCUGAGCUGCAGGAGCCAGAAUCUCCUGGCGUAAAAGAGGAUGUUGAGCUCCCCCAAAUCAAAGAGGAGCCAAAACCCUGUCAACAGAAGCAACUUCCAAUCAAAAAGGAGGAGGAGGAGGAGCUGCCAUGUGGCAAAGAGGAGGAGGAGCAUAUCACCAGGUGGACUGGUGAUCCCUUGAAGAGUGAAGAUGGUCUGAGUGAGGCCGGCAGAGGGGCGGAGCCUCCAAGUGGCAGCAGCUCAACAGAAGGAUUGCAAGCAGACAUUUUCAUCGCUCCAUCAGACAGAGAUGGCGCCACGUCACACUCACCUUACAAUGAUGAUGGUCAUAAGACAUCUCACCGUGACGACAAACUCUGUAAAUGCUCUCAGUGUGGGAAAACCUUUGCUAAUAAGUGUAAUUGUCGGAUGCAUAUGAGGAGCCACACUGGUGAAAAUCCUUUUUCCUGCUCUGUUUGUGGAAAAGGUUUUGCUUUGGUAGGAAACUUAAAACAACACACAAGAACCCACACUGGCGAAAAACCUUUUUCCUGCUCAGUUUGUGGAAAAUGUUUUGUUCAGUCGGGAUACUUAACAAAACACACAAAAACCCACACUGGUGAAAAAGCUUUUUCCUGCUCAGUUUGUGAUCGAAGAUUCGCUCGGAAGCAACAAUUACAACAACACAUAAGAGUACACACUGGCGAAAAACCUUUUUUCUGCCCAGUUUGUGAUCGUCGAUUUGCUCAGAAGCAACAGUUAAAAAUACACACAAGAACCCACACUGGCGAAAAACCUUUUUCCUGCUCAGUUUGUGGUCAUGGAUUCCGUCAACAGCAACACUUAAAAAGUCACGAAAGAACCCACACUGGCGAAAAACCUUUUUCCUGCCCAGUUUGUGAUAAAAGAUUCAGUGACAAGACCACCUUAAAAAAACACACAAGAACCCACACUGGCGAAAAACCUUUUCCAUGCUCAGUUUGUGGGCAAAGAUUCAGUCGAAAGUCCACCUUAAAACUACACACAAGAACCCACACUGGCGAAAAACCUUUUCCAUGCUCAGUUUGUGGGCAAAGAUUCAGUCGAAAGUCCACCUUAAAACUACACACAAGAAGCCACACUGGUGAAAACCCUUUUUCCUGCUCAGUUUGUGGAAAAUGUUUUGUUCAGUCGGGAUACUUAACAAAACACACAAAAACCCACACUGGUGAAAAAGCUUUUUCCUGCUCAGUUUGUGAUCGAAGAUUCACUCGGAAGCAACAAUUACAACAACACAUAAGAGCACACACUGGCGAAAAACCUUUUUUCUGCCCAGUUUGUGAUCGUCGAUUUGCUCAGAAGCAACAGUUAAAAAUACACACAAGAACCCACACUGGCGAAAAACCUUUUUCCUGCUCAGUUUGUGGUCAUGGAUUCUCUCAACAGCAAAACUUAAAAAGUCACGAAAGAACCCACACUGGCGAAAAACCUUUUUCCUGCCCGGUUUGUGAUAAAAGAUUCAGUGACAAGACCACCUUGAAAAAACACACAAGAACCCACACUGGCGAAAAACCUUUUCCAUGCUCAGUUUGUGGGCAAAGAUUCAGUCGAAAGUCCACCUUAAAACUACACACAAGAACCCACACUGGCGAAAAACCUUUUCCAUGCUCAGUUUGUGGGCAAAGAUUCAGUCGAAAGUCCACCUUAAAACUACACACAAGAACCCACACUGGUGAAAAACCCUUUUACUGCUCAGUUUGUGGUCAAAAAUUCACUCAGAAGAGCAGCUUAAAUCAACACACAAGAACCCACACUGGGGAAAAACCUUUUUCCUGUUCAGCUUGUGGUAAAAAAUCCGCUCACAAGUAUCGGAUUAAGAGACACGUGUGUAUUGGUGUGAGAAGCAGUGGCCAAUGACUGUUUUGCCUGUCAUUCAUGCUGCCUUCAUCAGAUUGUGCACACAGGUUAAUUGUAGUCUGUAGUUUCCUCAAAUCCUGUUGAGGCUCAAAUCCUGUUGAGGCAGUAUUGGUGCCUUACAUGUGCUUUGUCCAAUCCUUGUAUGAUGUGGAUCCACACUAUUAGGCAGUAUUGGUGCCUUACAUGUGCUUUGUCCAAUCCUUGUAUGAUGUGGAUCCACACUAUUGCCAAAAGUAUUUGCUCACCUGAUUUAACUCUCAAGUUGAGUGGCAUUAUUCAUACAAUACUCUCCCUCUUUCAAACUACACUUUUCACAGCUAAUAUUUGAAACGGUGGACCCCAAAUUACAAAAAUUCUAAAUCACUCAUCAAUAAUAUAACUACAUAAAUAGGGAAAACUAUGAUUGGCUCACAAAUAUUAGUUUUUUGGGGGAAGGAUGAUUACAUAUAAUUUAAAAAGUUACUAUUACUACUCUUGAUUGGCAGUGACAUAUUAAGACAGAGUAUUGGGGCCAAAUAAAGGGAGGGGGGAAAAAUGACUACGAGAUUAAAGUUGUACUCUAAUGACAAGAAAAAAAGUUGUAUUAUUAUGUAGGGGUAAUGUAGCUGAAUAAAGGGUUACGCACUUUAUGUACACGUAGCUUAGCUGGGAGCUCCGACAAAGCAUCAGUAAAAUCUUUCCAUUUAUUAUAAAUUUAUGCAGAUGAGCGAAAAGUUAACGGAUUUACUUAUUUUAGAAACUGAUUCUGAAACACAGCCUCAAGAGAUGAUUUCAUUAUUGAUGACUUUAGUGGAGGCGGCAUAGCGCUACAGAAAGUACGUGGCUGCUUAUUCAGCUACAUUACCCCUAUGUAACAGUACGACUUUUUUUCCUCGUAGUAACAGUAUGACAAUAAUCUCAUAGUCCUCGUCUUUAUUUUGCCCUUAUACUUUGUCGUACAAAUCGGACAUUGAUAAUUAAAAUUGUUUGAGCUUUUAAUCAUUCCAACCCCCGUCGAUGAAAAUCUCUCGACUCUGCUUCGAAUUUUAAAGUGCUUGUACUUCACUGUUCUUGUUAAUUAAACAUGGCAGUGACAUCUGCAUUUACGUUUUUUUUUUUUUUUUUUUUAACUUUUUUUAGUUGAACCCUUUAACACUUACCUUAACCUUUUUUUCCCCAAAUCUGCAUACCUUUGAUCUUGCCUUUAUAUUUCAAAGAAAAAAAAAUCAAAAUUGCCAGAUUGGGUCCUUUUUUUAGGACACCAUAACCUUCAUGUCCAAACUAUUGUUUUCAUCAACCAAUUCUAAUCAACAUUCUGGACCCAAAAGGACAAAAAAAAUCAAAACAUUUUUGUCAAAAUUUGUCAUUUUGAUGUCCCAUUGACAACCAAACAUGCUCGACGAAACGUUUUUAAGCGUGAUAUUUAUUCAACUUGUUAGGAUAAAACAUUCAACAGAAAAAAAUGAAGUUGAAUAGUUUUAUAUUUGAUAAUUCAACGAAAAUAGCAAGUAUGGUCAAACGCAAGAGUGCAAAAUAGUGGCUAUAUAUUAUACACAGUAUGUAAUUAUUAUAUAUUAAUAUAUAAACUACAAUAUUAAAUUUCUUAGAUACUUUUCCUUUCAAUGUGCAAAACAGGCCAUAAAAUGAAAACUAUAUUCAUUUUUUAGUCUUUGAUUCCUCCAAAGCCUUGGUAGAACUGCACUGGCAGUUCCAUUCUGGGUGGAGACACAGGCCCAUGCUGGCUCUCUCCGAUUUCGGUCUAUGACCACACUGGAAUCGCCACUGUCCUCUCCAGGACAUAGGUCAGGUAGAAGACGAGUACUUAUCUCAUUGUCAUUUCACAGCACAUAAACAGUAGCCUGGUACACCAGACUCAACGCUGUUCCAGCUAUUGAGUCUGGCCACCCUUCCCACGGAAACAAUUUCCAGGGCGGAGCAAGCCACAGCAUACAGACAGCGGAGUGGACCAAUCAGCGACGGGCAGACGUGACGUUAGUAAAAUGGCGACUUCAGGAUGACGGACUUGCGCGCGGAAGUAAACAUGAAGAGAGCGGAGUUUAUUCGACAUGGCUAGCGCGAGACAGAUUGUUGUCAGUGACUCGUGUCGAUGUGUUUUUGGUCAUUUAAAACUGAUUUUACCGUGGAUUGGAACAUAUUCUCGGCUCUGCCGUUCACCGUCUGUGUUGCUGAAGGGACGACUUUCGACGCGCAAGAGUGACGUUGCUCGUGAAGAACACGUCACGCAAAUAAACGAAUCUGAUUUGUCGAUUGAUUUUGUAUCUGCUCGAAAAGGCCGUCAAUGGGAUGGGUCCCAGACUAUUUCUCUCUGUUUGAAAAAUACAGGGAGAAUAGUCUGGCAGAGCCAGGCUACAUAAACAGUAUAUCUAUUCCUCAUCACAACACAAACUGUAGCAAAGUAGUAGCAGGGGUGAGAGUGGCUAGAAAUUUCUUGCCGGAACUCCCUGACAUUAAGGUCGCCACAGAGCCAAAAUCUUUUUUUUUUUUUCCUUGUUGGGGGUGUGGUCAAACCUCGGAAAACCAGAUAAAAUCAGAUAAAACAGCUUUUGGCACAGUUAUUCCUAUAACACACAUUUUCAUACAAAAUUGUAUUUUUUUUUCACUGGCUUACAAAAAUUAAAGUUAACAGAACAAGCAGUAAACCCAACCCCAAAUCUCCUAAUGUUUCCCCACACAUUUCCUAAAUUCAAAACCUCAAUUUUAACUACUUAAGAACAUUGGAUGUUCAUUAAAAUAGCGUACUGUACGUAACACGUCGGCUUUGCUCAUUAUUGUUCAUGAUGUUAGCAACUGUUGCUGGGGGGGGUCAUACAUGCAUUUGUCCCUCAUGCUAGAUGUUGCAUGUUUUUGUUGUUAUCCACUAUUUUACAAUAGUAUUGUUUCCUACAUACCCUUAUGAUAUUGGUCAGUUUAUUUUUGUAUUUUUUUUCUGCCUUUGUAGUUCUUUGUUUUAUGAAUCCUUUAUACAGUGUAUUUUUCUUCUUCCAAGCGUUUUGUAAUCCCUUCGUGAACCAUGGUCAAUCUUUGUACUACUGUUUUCUGCUGUACCGUUGUAUUGGACAGUUUUUAUCAUAUAAUGAUGUGAAUAUAUUAAAAUAUGUUUCAUAUACACAGUCGAUGUCAAUUCCAUUACAUUUUCCCAAUUUUGUGCCAGUAAAUCUUUUUUAAAUGACUCUGUCCUCACUCGCCUGUACUUGACAUUCUGCUCUGGCAAAUUUCUUAGCUGGGUGCCGUUAUAAACUGUA
Molecule: messenger RNA, 5851 nt
Organism: Corythoichthys intestinalis (scribbled pipefish)
Lineage: Eukaryota; Metazoa; Chordata; Actinopteri; Syngnathiformes; Syngnathidae
Product: oocyte zinc finger protein XlCOF6-like
Exons: 3
Coding region: 306-2609 (767 amino acids)
Source: RefSeq, a predicted model, not a curated record